UCUGAGGUAGCAACGGUGGGUGGGUCCUAGAGGCAGGGCCCGACUGGUCUCAGUAGGAGUCUGCAGUUCUUAGCUUGUGGCCAUUUGGGUUGGACGCACGCGGUGCAGUGCAGGAUGGCGGAUGCAGAAGUAAUUACUUACCCAAAGAAGCAUAAGAAGAAAAAAGAUCGGAAGCCAUUACAAGAAGAAGAUGUAGCUGAAAUACAACAUGCUGAAGAAUUUCUUAUUAAACCAGAAUCCAAAGUGGCUCAAUUGGAUACUUCUCAGUGGCCCUUGUUACUAAAGAAUUUUGAUAAGCUAAAUGUAAGGACAACACACUAUACACCUAUUCCUUGUGGUUCAAAUCCUCUGAAGAGGGAGAUUGGGGAUUAUAUCAGGACAGGUUUCAUUAAUCUUGACAAACCCUCUAACCCCUCUUCCCAUGAAGUGGUAGCCUGGAUCAGACGAAUACUUCGGGUAGAGAAGACAGGCCAUAGUGGCACACUGGAUCCCAAAGUGACUGGUUGUUUAAUUGUGUGCAUUGAACGAGCCACUCGUUUGGUGAAAUCACAACAGAGUGCAGGCAAAGAGUAUGUGGGAAUUGUCCGGCUGCACAAUGCUAUUGAAGGGGGUACUCAGCUUUCUAGGGCCCUGGAAACUCUGACAGGUGCCCUGUUUCAGCGACCCCCACUGAUUGCUGCAGUAAAGAGGCAGCUUCGAGUAAGGACUAUCUACGAGAGCAAAAUGAUAGAAUAUGAUCCUGAAAGAAGAUUAGGAAUCUUUUGGGUGAGCUGUGAAGCUGGCACCUACAUUCGGACACUAUGUGUACAUCUUGGCUUGUUACUGGGAGUUGGUGGUCAGAUGCAGGAACUUCGGAGGGUGCGUUCUGGAGUCAUGAGUGAAAAGGACCACAUGGUGACAAUGCAUGAUGUACUCGAUGCUCAGUGGCUAUAUGAUAACCAUAAGGAUGAGAGUUAUUUGCGGCGUGUUGUUUACCCUUUGGAAAAGCUGUUGACAUCUCAUAAACGUCUGGUUAUGAAAGAUAGUGCAGUGAAUGCAAUCUGCUAUGGAGCCAAGAUCAUGCUACCUGGAGUUCUCCGAUAUGAGGAUAGCAUUGAGGUCAACCAAGAGAUUGUGGUCAUUACCACCAAGGGGGAAGCUAUCUGCAUGGCUGUUGCAUUGAUGACUACAGCAGUGAUUUCUACCUGUGACCAUGGUAUAGUAGCCAAGAUAAAGAGGGUGAUCAUGGAAAGAGACACGUAUCCUCGCAAGUGGGGUUUAGGUCCGAAGGCCAGUCAGAAGAAGUUGAUGAUCAAGCAGGGCCUUCUGGACAAGCAUGGCAAACCCACAGACAAUACCCCUGCUACCUGGAAACAGGAUUAUAUUGACUAUAGCGAUUCUGGCAAGAAAGCACUGGUUGCUAAAGAAGUACAAGCCCCUCAAUUAGAUGCUGACGCAGUAAAAGUCACAAAAAGGAGGCGGGAGAGUGAAAGUGAUGAGAUCCCCCCAGCAGUUCCUCAGAUGAAGAAAAAAAAGAAGGAUAAGAAGUCCAAAACUAUACUAGAAAGUGGGGCCAAGGCUGGAGAUGGGGACAGUGACACCACCAAAAAGAAGAAGGAAAAAAAGAAAGGAAAAGUGGUGCAAGAGCUGUCUGAAUAGUAAAAGUCACUUCUUAAAGGAUUCUGUCCAUCUAGGAGGAGAAAUGAAAGCAUUAUCAAGAAAAUAUUGCUUAGGGAGUAGAACAGAGGUCCCAAACAGAGGUAGAGAGUUCUGGUAUACUUUAGCUGCCACUUGUGACCUCAGUGAGUAGCUGGUGGUGGCUAUCUCAUUCUUUCCUGUCCUGUUUUAAGGAUAUGACAGAUGAAAGCAGAUUCUUGCCACCAAUCCCUCUGCUUGCUUUAGUGAGGAAGCUGUACCUUUAGAUAUGGCACUGCCUAGUAGCCGUCUGCAUCUGUUUCCUUACGGCCAUUUUAAACAAUGCCAUGGAUGGCUCUCUAAUUUACUUUUUUUAAAAUGGUUUUUAAAAAUUAAAUCUGCUAAAUAAAAUGGUAUGAACAUUAUAUGAGUAAAAAUAAUGUAAUUGAACCACAUUCACUGGGGAAAUCUUAUCUCCAGUGUGAUAUGUGCUCUAUUCUGGUAUCAAGUAUGGAUCCUGCUGCCCUGGGAGUACCUGGUAUUGAGGCUACGACUCCAUGCAUUGUUGUGUACAACAGGAUUUAUGCAACUUUAUCUGGCUACUUAUGUUUUGUGUGUGGAAGCCAAAGCAUUCCUAUACUCUCCUGUUUUAAUGUUUAUUUUCAAAGAAUAAUGGAAUUGUUCAUUGCUGGGAGAAUGUUAAUUUGUAGCUUUUAAAAAGUAUUCCUGUUAAGUUUACUAAUUGAUAAUCUUGGACUGGCAGAGCAAAAGUGAAAAUAUUUUAUUAAAAAUCUGGGGAAUCAUUGGUAAUCCUA
This is a messenger RNA of Psammomys obesus (fat sand rat), 2429 nucleotides long. RefSeq names its product dyskerin pseudouridine synthase 1 (gene Dkc1). Bases 115 to 1638 code for a protein of 507 amino acids. Lineage: Eukaryota; Metazoa; Chordata; Mammalia; Rodentia; Muridae. Gene Ontology annotation, molecular function: pseudouridine synthase activity; RNA binding. Gene Ontology annotation, cellular component: box H/ACA snoRNP complex. The transcript is spliced from 15 exons. Gene Ontology annotation, biological process: mRNA pseudouridine synthesis; snRNA pseudouridine synthesis; rRNA pseudouridine synthesis. The record is from RefSeq and is a predicted model, not a curated record.